UUUUGACGUGUACCCAAACAAACGUCAUCGAUUUGUCUAACAUCCAAAUAACUCCAACAAACCGGUAGAAAAACGCGUGUGUCCUCAAAAUAAAAGUGAUUCUGAUGAAAGUGUAAGUUGUGGCGGCUUCUCUUAUGGUUAUGGUUUGUUAAAAAAAUGCUCACGACCGAGGAAUAUGAUUACAAAGCUUACGAUUUAGAGAAUGGAAAUAAUCAGUUUUUGAAUGAUUUAGAUUUCCAUUCAGAUGAAGAUUUCCUCCAAGCUCUUUCAUCGGAAUUAGACAUCCCAUCGCUUUUAAAUCCCAACGACGAUUUAGGAGUAUUAAGUUCCCUUCUGGAUCGAACGCCCGACGAAAUUCUAUCCGAAGUAACUCCCCCCGUCUCAAAAUACGAUAUAAACGAUGAAAUCGACGAGUUAAAAAAAUACGAUUUCACCCAAAAAACGUGGAGUUUAGAUUCGUUUCCAAACUUACAAGCUGACGUGAAAAUCGAAUACCCAUCUUAUUCCCCUAAAUCCGACAGCCCAACACCUUCGAGUAGCAGCUCAACAUCUCAAAAUGAAAGAAACAUUAAAGAAGAGAUUAUUAUUGAUACCCCACCGAUUUCGCCGAAUUCCUACGAAUUCAACGAUAACACAAACGCGGUUUUAAAAGUACCUAUCCCGAAAAUUACUAAAAAUAAAAUUAAAUCACCUUCAACUACGUUUAUUAUUGACGAUGUUCCCGUUAAGAAACCGAAAGUUGUUAAUCAAACUCAAAAUGUUAACGUGGUUGUUUUGGAAAACGUCCAAACCGUUCCAAUGCAACAAGUAAAUGGUUUAACGAAUUUAAAUAAUGGAAAUCACACGUAUUUUCCGAUCGUUAUAAAUGACGGUUUGGAUAGUAAGGCGUUAAAGAGGCAACAGAGGAUGAUUAAAAAUCGGGAAUCGGCGAAUUUGUCGAGGAAAAAAAAGAAGGAGUAUUUGUUAUCGUUGGAGAAAAAGGUGCAAGAUCUUUCAAGUGAAAAUGAAAGUUUAAAGAAAGAAAACGCUCAAUUGAAAGAAAAAUUAAUUAAAUUUUGUAAAUUAAAUGGUAUUAAUGGACAUGUUCAACAAAAAACGAUUACUAAAACAUUAGUUCUUUGCGCGUUUAUAUUCACUUUAGGAUUUAAUCUUGAUUAUAUACGAAACCCAGUAAGUAGCUCAAUUAAAACACAUAAUGAAGUUUCUCCUAUUUUUGAUCGUCAUCGAAGAUCAUUAUUAUGGUCUGACGAAGAAAUUUCAAACAGCACCACUUCCAACAAUAAUAAUAAUAGUAGCAAUAAUAAUAAUCAUUCGCAAGAGUUACCAAUGUGUCCCAUCUACAUAAAUCAAAGUGAAAAUGUUCGAUUAGCUUUAGAAUUACAUCGUUGGAUAGGAAAACCUUACAAUAUGUCGGAAGAAAUCGACGCUUUCACGAAAGAAAAGCCGCCAACGACGAAAGAAAAAGAAAAGAAAUCGAAAAAGCCGAUUAAAUUAAAUUCACCGAUUUUAUCCCCAAUUUAUUACCGUUUGGGGAAAAAAUCGAGGAAGAUGCAACAAGUUCCAAACACGGAUAGCGAACUUCAAGUUUUCGUCCCAAACAUCGAUUCGCUUUACUCGGAAUUUUUCGAGGCUAUUAAUAGAAAAGAUGACACUUUCUACGUCGUUUCUUUCAGCCCCGAUCAUAUGCUUUUACCUGCUUUGAAUUACAACAAAACUUCUCGCCCGAAAAUGUCGCUUAUUAUGCCUUCAAUGAUGAUCUCAAAUGAUUCAAAUUCGAAUGCUUCAAAUACGAUUCCUUUAAUGCAAAUUGACUGUGAAGUUUUAGACACAAGAUUAAUUUACGUCAAAGAUCGAAUAAUACCGGAGCAUUUAAAAUCGACGAAUAGUUCGAGUUUUAAGGAAGAAGAGGAUGUCGGUGAAAGAGAUCGCGAGGAGAGGUUCAUGCCGUAUUUUAUACGUAAGAAAUUGAGAGGGUUAAAUGGGAUUAAUUAAUUUAAUUAAUUAAUGUAAAUUAGUUAAUUUUGUUGUGUUAAAAAUGUACAAAAAU
Onthophagus taurus is the source of this 2047-nucleotide messenger RNA. RefSeq names its product bZIP_ATF6 domain-containing protein ATf6 (gene Atf6). Lineage: Eukaryota; Metazoa; Arthropoda; Insecta; Coleoptera; Scarabaeidae. Gene Ontology annotation, cellular component: nucleus. Gene Ontology annotation, biological process: regulation of transcription by RNA polymerase II; endoplasmic reticulum unfolded protein response. Gene Ontology annotation, molecular function: RNA polymerase II cis-regulatory region sequence-specific DNA binding; DNA-binding transcription factor activity, RNA polymerase II-specific. The record is from RefSeq and is a predicted model, not a curated record.